AAUCCUAAACAACAUUGGGUGUGGAAAAGCAUUUUCUAAAGUAGCUGGAAAAAGGCAGCUCCAAUCCCAGAGGCCCCAUCUGAGCCUCCUCCACUCCCCUACAUGAAUAGCUCACAUCCAUUAUCAUGUCUGCUUCCAGCUUCAAAGCACAGAUCAUUCGACUUUUUCCCACCCGGUUGAGGAUUAAGCAUCGGUUCUUGAUGCUGAGGUCCUGCGGAUGAGUAAGGAUUUGUGAUCUCUCUUCAGUUCAAUUCAGGUUUGGGAAGAACAUGCAAGACCUGUUUCCUGUUCCCUCAUGCUUCUCUUCUGGCGAGAAGCUCUCUCAGGAUGCACUCCCUGCUGCUACUGCUGCUGCUGCAACCAGGUCGCGGCAGAGCAUGGUGGUGUCGGUGUACCGCAGCAGGGUCGCAGGUCACUGCCGCUUGGUCACCGUCACUUGGUGCAAGAAUCUGCUCGCGCAUGGCCUCUCGGUCUCCGUAGAUGGACCGGACACCGACAGCAGCAGCAGCAGCAGCAGCAGCAGUCAAAGGAACAGUUCCGAUGCCGCCAAGAAGCAGCAGCAGCAGCAGCAGCACAGCUGCAAGGUGCAGAUCUCGCCAUGGCAGCCAUGGCGGAAGCAGGGCUCGAACAGGUUUCAGAUCGGAGGGGAGACGGUGGAGGUGUUCUGGGACCUCCACAGCGCAAAGUUCUGCAACGAGCCCGAGCCGCAGUCGGACUACUACGUCGCCGUGGUGUCCGAAGGCGAGGUCGUCCUCCUCCUCGGCGACCUGCGGAAAGAAGCCUACCGCAGGACGAGCUCGCGGCCGUCCUUGGCCGAAGCCGUCUUGGUGGCUAGGAAGGAGCACGUCUUCGGCAAGAAGAGGUUCGCCACCAGAAGCCGGUUCCACGACAAGGGAAGCCGCCAUGAGAUCUCUGUGGAGUGCAGCAAUGGCGGCGGCGGCGGCAACAUGGAUCUGGACAUGGAGAUAAAGAUCGACGGCAAUGUUGUCAUCCAUGUGAAGCAUCUGCAGUGGAAGUUCAGAGGGAACGACUCCAUCUCAAUCGACAAACGCAGGGUUGAAGUGUAUUGGGAUGUCCAUGGCUGGCUCUUCGCCUCCGGGCUGAGGCAUGCGCUCUUCAUAUUUAAGCCAGAGUCACUCAGUAGCGCAGGAGGAGGAGGAGGUGAUUCCUGUUGCUUGUUUCUCCAUGCUUGGAAGCUUGAUUGAAGAGCUUCCCAAGGGAGAAAUCUUGCGGAAGUUGUUUUGGUGGAAGAUGAAGAUGGUGAUGGAGAAUCUAAUACGUUGUUAAGAACAUGAGAUAAAGGAUUGAGGAGGCGGUCAACACAAUUCUGAUGAAACCAGCAAUUCUGGAGUUUGAUUCUACUGCUACUUGAUGAAAGCUUGUGAUCAUUUUCAUACCGACUUAGAUGGCAUAAAUAAAAAAAAGUCUUGUAGAACAAAAAUGCAACUUCACCAUGACUCCUACACUCAUCCUCAGUCAUAAAUAUGCUUCAUGAAAUUGGUAUCAACCUGGAAAACAUUUUUCGACAUAAUCUGGUUUGGAUUGACUUGAAAGAUCGAUAUCACAAACUGAAAUAACCCACAAAUAAACCAGAUCGUGUGGUUUCUUGAAAUCUGCUGGAGAUGAUGAUGAUGAUGAAGGAGAAUCUAAUGAGUUGCUAAGAACAUGAGAUAAAAGGAACGAGGAGGUGAUCAACGCAAUUCUGAUGAAACCAGCAAUUCUGGAGUUUGAUUCUACUACUAAUUGAUGAAAGCUUGUGAUCAUUUUCAUACUGACUCAUAUGAUACAUUUGGCAAAAACAAUUCCUUGUAGAACAAAAAUGCAAAGGAAUAAGCUUCAUGAAAUUGGUAUCAAAAUCCAAAACAAUUUUCGACCAGAUUGGUUUGAUUCAAAAGAUAGAAAAUUGAACCAAAAUAACCCACAAAUCAACCAGAUUGUGUGGUUUCUUGAAAAUUGUUGGACUGCAGGAUAUUUAUGAGUUUUGAGACCGAGACAAAGGAAGAUUGUUCCCUCAGAAACAUGUGCUUGAACUUGUUUUGACAGUUUUAUGUUGAUCGAAUUAACAAGCAAUCUUUUAGAACUGCUUAAAUCAAUCUCCAAACUGAAACUGUUUAAUCAAAUGCAACAAACAGAUUCAAGAAAUGGGAAUUAAGCUUUUACACAACCUAACAAUUUCAGCUGCUAAAUAUUCAGAUCUCAACAGUGCCCAUCAAGAUAACCAUCUUUCUUUGUACUUCUGAUUCUAAGCAGUUAUGAUUGGGGCCAUUGCAACAAGCAGCACCUUCAAAUUGAGAUUAGAAUGGACUAAUUCUAUCCAUAUAUUUUAAUUUAUUUUAGGUACUUACA
Messenger RNA from Musa acuminata AAA Group (dessert banana), 2346 nucleotides. RefSeq lists its product as uncharacterized. The transcript has a single exon. Bases 270 to 1205 code for a protein of 311 amino acids. Lineage: Eukaryota; Viridiplantae; Streptophyta; Magnoliopsida; Zingiberales; Musaceae. The record is from RefSeq and is a predicted model, not a curated record.